Molecule: messenger RNA, 936 nt
Organism: Trichophyton verrucosum HKI 0517
Lineage: Eukaryota; Fungi; Ascomycota; Eurotiomycetes; Onygenales; Arthrodermataceae
Product: RTA1 domain protein, putative
Exons: 3
Cellular component (GO): membrane
Source: RefSeq, a predicted model, not a curated record
AAUAUCCCUUCUCUGGAUUCCUUCAUCAUGGCUGAUGAGGAGUUUCAUGAUUUCUACAAGUACACCCCUUCAAAAGCUGCUGCUAUCACCUUCAUUGUGUUAUAUUUGAUAUCCUCCGUUAUCCAUUUAUUUCAAAUUAUCAGAGGCCGUGUUUUGUUCUUUAUUCCUCUGUUCAUUGGUGGUAUAUGUCAGUAUUCCAAUCCAUACCUGUUCGAGGACACGGAAUCGAAUCUCUUCCUUCUUCUGGCCCCUGCAUUGUUUGCUGCUUCAAUCUAUAUGCAGCUGGGUCGACUUAUCAUCGUACUAGAAGCGGAACAUCAUUCUAUUGUUCGACGCUCUUGGAUGACCAAGAUUUUCGUCACGGGUGAUAUAUUAUCAUUUGUCGUCCAGGGACUCGGUGGUGGAAUUAUGGCAAGCGGCAAGCCUUCAAAUCUAUCGCUCGGCGAAAAAAUCGUCGUAGUUGGUCUGAUAAUUCAGAUUCUGUUUUUCGGCUUCCUCAUCGUUGUGUCCGUCAUUAUUCACCUUCGAAUGAGCACCCAUCCGACAACAGCGUCGUUAUCACUUCAUUUCUCGUGGCGAAAAUAUCUGUACAGCCUUUACGUCGUCUCCACCCUUGUCAUGAUACGCUCCAUCUUUAGAGUUGCCGAAUUUGCUCAGGGAACAAAUGGGACAUUACUGAGGCAUGAAUAUUAUCUAUAUAUAUUCGACGCCACGCUAAUGUUUAUUCUCAUGGUAACCUUGAAUGUCAUCCACCCGGGCGUGAUUUCAACCCUGGUACGAGGCAAGAUAGCACUGAAGGGGUCUGACAACUUGGAAAUGCAGUCAGAAGGAAAGAGGUCAAACGAACAACGGGGAUGUGAGCCGAUGAACUUGCGUCCGAGCUUCACCGAAUCCAUCUAUGCAAGACAUGCCAUCGCAACCAGAGGCCUUGCAUGA